Pseudozyma hubeiensis SY62 is the source of this 4788-nucleotide messenger RNA. Its product is annotated as inner centromere protein. The record is from RefSeq and is a predicted model, not a curated record. Bases 1 to 4788 code for a protein of 1595 amino acids. The transcript has 2 exons. NCBI's taxonomy places the organism in Eukaryota, Fungi, Basidiomycota, Ustilaginomycetes, Ustilaginales, Ustilaginaceae.
AUGACGCCCGAAGCGCAUCUUCUUGGACAUGUCAACAACAUGCGCAAAUGCUGCGACAUGUCCCUCUUCUACAAGAACCUUCAAGAGCAAGGUAUCGACUUUAUCGCAGACAGCCUUCUACACGCCAACGAUAUCUUUGCCAAGUAUGCAAGCACAUCGCGCACCGUCGCAUCACCAUCCAAGCUGGCCGGAGAAUUGCUCAAAUCUCCCACCCGUACUCGUGUACGCGCUCGUGAUGCUACGAGUACGGCGGGCCGGUCUCGUGGCGCACUGAACGUCUCAAACGACCCAUUCGUCGAUGCGGCCGAUGUAUUCGACAAGGAGAACGCACCGCUACCGACACGAGCCUCAAGAACACGUACUGCUUCUACUGUCGAGCCGCAGAAGGGCCGUGGCAAGGCAAAAGCAAAAGGCGUUCGAGGCGUCGACGACAGAUCUUCCUCUCCUCUUUCCAGGCCAAGUCGGAAGGUGCUCGCGGAUAUCAAUACACAAAAGAACGGAGCCAAGAAAGCUGUGCAGACAAGUAUCGCAAUAGGCAGGAAGACGACGCACAAAGAUAGGGCCGCGGAGGAUGACAGCAUGGUCACGGAAGCGUCGCUUCAAGCAGACCGCUCACCAGACGAGACCAUGCCGAGGGCCUCUACGCCACCUCCACCGCAAGCUUCGCCUCUCAAGAUUCGUGCUCGUGACGAGCAUGCCCAGACUACUCAGGCGGCGGAAUCAUGCGACAACGCCGUUUCUAUCCUAGAUUCCGACGAGGACGAUUCGGAUGGCGAUUCCGACGUCGAGACCGCAAAACAAGUGGCGGCUGGCAAGUCCAAAGCUGCCCAAGUCGACAAUUCUGAGGCUACGGUGACGUCCACUAGCAUUUCACAGAGCACUCGCAGCGAAGGCAACACGGUCUCCUUUCACGCUGACACGACCGACACAGCGCGGUCCCACGAUAACACGGUCUCGGGCACACUCGUCGACCCCAAACUCGAAAGUGCCCGUCAAGCGGCGUCUGCCCUCCUCACUAGCAAGCUGCAACAGCAGAAGGACGGCAUCGUCGACAAACCCAUCAAGCGAACGCUCGCCUCCUACGGCGCAAAGAAGAGCUUGCCUGCCGUCGCUAGGGAUGCGCGCGCGAGCAACGCAACCACCACCAUUCAUCCUGCUUCGACUCCCGCCGGUCCCGGUUUCCGCUCCAGCUUCCUCAACAAGAGUCUGCGCAAACAGAUCGCCGAUCAGGAAGCUCUCGAGAGCGGCGAUGACUCUGACUCGGACUCGGAUGAAGACGAAGCGGGCCUCGUCGCCGGUGCCGCCUUUGCUGCUAUGCACAAAAAGACCGCAGCCAACACGCAGGCCAACACCUUCGCCAAUGCGGCACCGGCACCGAGCUCCAAGAAGCGCAAGAGCGAUGUAGCCCUUCAAGCCACAGUAGACACCGCUUCGAGUUCAACCGUACCUCCGCAAAAGAUGUCCAAGCUCGCUGCAGCGAUGAUGUCCGCCAAGACGCCAUCGUCCGCUAAAAUGUUGGCAGCAAAGAAGACCCCGGCUACCGGGCCCGCGUCUAAGCUCGAACAGUUCCGAAACAACUUGGCUCACGUUGCUCGCAGCACUGGAAGCGGCGCGAGCGCCAGCUCAGCUGCGCAAUCGGCGUCUUCCGUAACGUCGCCGAGCACCGAGGCAGCCACCAUGGCGCCGCUCGUCGUCCCCGACUCUUCCAAUGCCGCCACCGAUGCAGAGGUGCUGACAUCGCAAAGGACUCACGCUCCGUCUGACACCUCGAGGCUUUCGGACUCGAGAUCCUCAGACUCCGGCUCCGAAUCGACCGAAAAGAUCGCCGCAGGUACCAAGAGUGGCGAGUCGACUAUCAAAGCUUCUGCGAUCCCACGAUCGCCCGCACGCUCUCCUUCUCGAGCCGCCGCCACUUCGCCGAUGAGGCCUCCGCCUCGCACCGGCAGUGUUCGUAAGUCUCCCCGCAAGCUAGCAGAGCAGAUGAAGGCAAGCGAGCAGAAAGCAGAGAGGUCGGCUUCGCCAGGGCCCAAGCCCAAAGAUAGCGCAACCCUGUUCCAGUCGAACCGGUCGCAGGAGCCACGAAGCCCUACAACGCAGCCUCGAAGUCUUGCUGCGCUUUUCGGCAGCCCCAAGCACAACACUAAGCUACCCACUCUGUCUUCUACCAUGGGCGGCAGCACUACUCCUGCUCACUCACCUCCCAAGAACUGGCAAGGAAGUCGCCUGCCGUUUGCGCCAUCGUUCCAAGUACAAUCGCAAGCACAGCGCGACACGAACAAAUCCUUGCCGCAGACUCCAGCGGAGGAGGUCGUCGAGCCUGUCACGAAGCAAGUGGUGGAGACCCAACGCGUCGUCUCCGCAACUUCGACGACCCAGACCACCUCCAAGAUGGAAGCAGCAGAGAGCCAGUUCUUCGACGCUCGCUCGAGGGAGAAUACGCCCGAGCUAUCCAGUGUGCCAGCUCCAGCAACAUCAACCGUGACGACGAACCCUUCGACAUCUGGCAAGAUCGCGACCGAGACGGCCGCCAGAAAGGAGCCACUCCCAGUCGCUGUGGUAUCGGCUGCUGCGAACAAAGCGGCAAGCACCGCCAAGACGGCUUCUCUUUCCCCGAAAAAGGUGGCCGCGAAGGCGCUUGCGAAGGCAGGUCCAACAUCGCCUACCAAGGCGAGCAGUCUCCGAGCUGCUGCCAAUGCCGCGUCCCCGUCGAAGAUGAAGUCACAGGCAUCAGCGCGCGCAGCACAGCAGUCCGGUGUGCCAGCGCCCUCUGCAUCUCCCUCGAGGGCCUGGGGCAUUGGUGAAAAGAUCAAGGGCUUCCUCGGGCUCCAUGCCUCCACCACGACCAACACUUCUACUGCAGCCGCUCAGACAAAGAUCUCAGCAUCGAGCACCUUCCAGCCGCGUGCCAAUCUACCCAGCAGCGCCACUAGCGCCAGCAUUGCCGACCAAAAGGCCGUAGCAGCAGCGCCUGCGCCGGCUCCGGCCAUCCCAGGUGCCCUGCUUGCAAGCCCUCCGCCUUCAGGCAAACCACCGCAGGUCAACUCGACCCCCUCGAGCGCGAACGCAUCGGCGCUUGCUAACGGCAAGCUCACAAGCAUCGCUCGCGCCGAGAUGCUGCGCAAGAAGCAGGUCGAGGAGGAGGAGCGCAAAGCAAAGGAAAAGGAAGAGCGUCGACGAAUGCUGAUGGCCAAGAAGGAAGAGCGUGCCAAAGCCGUCGCCGAAGAGGAGCUCGAAAAGGAGAACCGCAAGCGUGCGCGCGAUCAGAAUGACCGCAUCGGCCGAUCUGGCCUCGAAGAUGCCAGCAUGGCCUCUUCCAACGGCGCACCAGCUGCUAUCCCGGCCGCCCUCUUGGGCAACAUCGUCGUCGGUGGUUCUGCAACGUCAGGCAGUCUGCAAAGCAGCUCAGCAAGCUCUAGGACGAGCGCUGUCAGCGCUGUCAGCGCUGUCAGCAGCGGACCGCCCUCGCGCCCUGCGAGCGCCCUCAACGGUAGCUAUGCCGGUGUCAAGAGCCGCUAUAUGCAGGGCACAGUCCAACAACAGCAGCAGCAGCAGCAGCAGCAACAACAAAGCGAGGAUAGCAACAAGAAGCGACGCGUGACAAACGACAAGGAGGCUGCAGCAGCCAGCUCUCAGAUUCCCGCGAAACAGCAGCAGCAGCAAGUCCCCCCCAACGCUCGUCCCGGUACGUCAGUGGCAACCUCGCAGAUCGGCGCUCCCAAGAUGGUGCGCACCAUCAGCCAGUCGUCGAUACGGCCUGGCGCUCCGACGCAGGCACAGGUGCAACAACAGCAACAGCGUGCUCAGCCACAAGCAGGUGUUCAGCCACCGCAGCAGAUCAAGCUGGCCAUGAAACCAGGCGCGGCGGCAGCAGCGGCAGGAUUCGGAGCAGCGCCACGCAUCCCCGGCGUAGGUGCAACCGCCGGCAAUGGAGCUGCUGCAGCCUCUUUGAUGGCCAGCAACGGCAAGAUAGUUGCUCCGGCGCCGCAAACGGCAGCCAAAACCAUGGCCAAUGCCAACUUUUCUUCUUCCAAUCCAUUCCAGCAAGCCAAGCAGCAGCAGCUGCAGAUGCAGAUGCAGAAGCAGAAACAGCUUCAGUUGCAACAGCAGCAGCAGCAGCAAGCUGCAUCAAAUGCAGCACAAGCUCAAGCUGCCGCCAACGCAGCAGCUCUGCGAGAGCAAGACUUGCAUCGCGCGGCCCAACUGCAAUUUCAGACGCAGAAUGCCGCCGGAGGACGUUUCGAAGAGUACGACGAUCCGGCUCAGGAAGAUCCGGACGAGCCGUUGCCCGACAUUGCAUCCGAAUAUUCCGACUCGGAGGACGAAGAGACCAUCCAAAAGCGAGCCGCCAUGCCCUUGUGGACUCAAGGUGACGCGCUGGAUGCUGCUUUGCUCGCGCAGUCCACGGUGGACGCAGACGAGAUCUUUGGUAUUCCGCAAGGUCCCGUUGAGCUCGAGAAGAUCCUGCCUGGCGAACGUACUGCCAACCGCAUCCGUCGCCCACGCACGUCAUCUGCCAACUGGUCUGGUCCGGAUGGACUGGCGCAGUGGGAGAUUGACAGAUACAACAAGCGGAUGGGCAUCAAGGGGGCUGGCGUGCAGCUUGCGAGGAGGGACGGAAGUCACCCACCUCCGCCGCCGCCUGGCGUCAUGGCGAGGUUGUCGAUGGCGCAACGACAGUCCAUGUCACACCAUUCGAUGGCUGUCGUAGGCUCUGCACCCUCGGCGUCUUCAUCGAUUGCGCCUGGUGCGAAUGGCGUCAGGAAGGAAGACAGCCGCGGAAAGCCCUGA